Molecule: messenger RNA, 1692 nt
Organism: Hyaloperonospora brassicae
Lineage: Eukaryota; Oomycota; Peronosporomycetes; Peronosporales; Peronosporaceae
Source: the annotation of a GenBank genome assembly
AUGGCGUCGAUAUUCAGCGCAGGGCAGUCCAUCUCGAGCAUCGGCAAGUCCAUGACAGCUAUUGCUUGCGUGAAGGACCAUCUGGCUACUUUUAUGAAAAAGGUGAUUUACCAUGAGAAGUUCUUCCAGCGCAUGGGACCGAAUCUGCCCGUUUGCGUUGUCAACGCAGCGGCGCUGCUCUUCCAGCGCUGCUACGAGUACCGGGACGAGAUUCGCGAUGAAUUGGAGUCUAGUGUCGCCUAUGUCGCUGAUGCAGGUCGUUGGGUCGUGGGGAUGGGAGACUGGAACAGCAAGAUGGAGAAGCGGUUGAGCCAGAUCAGCGAGCUGGUGCUGCUUGCGAACACAUUGCUGGCAGAGUACGCGGUGACGGGGGAAGUGGGAGCAAAGGGCUGUCGCGAUGAGUUAGUCGCGUAUCUACAGCUUUUGACAGCAACUGUGACGUUGAAGAAUGCACAUGCAAACGUAGGCGAUGAGAAGUUGGUAGCAGCGAUGGACGGUCGGCUUCCACGUGCCGGCGCACAAUCGGUAACGGCGGCUGAAUUUAGCUCGGAGAUAUCGGCACUGGGAUCGGAGAUAUCUGGGGCCUUUUCGGAGAUGUUUGGCAUCAACGGCGUUGAAAAGCCGGUCGGGUCGGACAGGACCGGACAGACGUUCGCGCCUCACGCUUUUGACACUGAUGACGAUGCGAGGAACCCAUUUGCAGCUUCGUUUCAGCGUCCUUUUGACCCGAGCUGCAAUGGCACAGGCAGUGGGAAUGCGUCUGUCGCUAGCAGCAUUCAAAGCCGUUUCGACACUGCAUCAGCAGGCACAAGCGCAGCGCCAGAUUGUCCGCUUUCGGAUCGAGAUACCCUGGAGGGCCCAUUGAGUCCUGUGAGCAUGGGAGAGUACGAGUGUUUGGACCUGCGUGCUAUCCCCAAGUACGCUGCAUUCAAGUCUUCCGCUCAACGAGCUGCGCGACACAAGUAUGCAUACGGCAACGGAAGCUUUACAGCCGGCAUGACAAGUGAUGGAGAGCAGAGUAUGCACAGCGACUUGAGCACGGAGUACAACGAGUUGUUUCCGUCAGCACCAGUAUCGACGCAGGCCGUUUCCAGAAGCUUAAGCGUUGUAGACACGAAUGCCGACCUGAAGAAGAAGCGCAUGGAGAAGCCGAUGAUGGAUACGACUUACUCGUACGAUGUCCAGUGCGAGGUGGCGCACAAUCCAUUUCUUUCACCAAGUGCGCCGGGACCGAUAAUGCCACACCUUGAGAAGGAUUGCUCUCGUACGACACAGCACGAGUUGUCGUUGCAGGAGCAGCAACCGACUCAGUCGGCUGGCGCAACUUCGAAAACGAUGCCAGCAUUGUCACCGUUGGCACCGACAGUGGUGACAUCAGAAACAAACACUGGUCAAACGCACGUACCUGACCCGCUCAGUGCCGCCCCGAUGGCUUCUUCUGUCUUCAGAUCAGCUCCUGCACCACCGCCGAUGUUACAAGAAGCUGUCGAUCAAGUACCUGUAUGUACUGCAUCUCCAUGUGCACAGAACGGCAGCACGCAACGCUCGAGUCGAAAUAGCGUACAGGGUCUCGUACGAAACGUAGACGAAACAAACGCGCAGACGGCUGCUCCGACUGCUGAGCAUGAUCACGAGCACGAACUUUGCAGUAGUGACCAGGAGUGCGAUCUGUUUGGAAUAUAUCAAUCGUAA